Messenger RNA from Procambarus clarkii (red swamp crayfish), 4440 nucleotides. NCBI's taxonomy places the organism in Eukaryota, Metazoa, Arthropoda, Malacostraca, Decapoda, Cambaridae. The record is from RefSeq and is a predicted model, not a curated record.
GGGUUGGGGGCGGGUCAGUGCUGUGCCGCUCGCUCUCCUGUACCGGGUGGAUCUCGCCGCUCCCGGUGUGGUGGUUGUGUGGUGUUGUGGUGGUGCCCGUUCGACCCCCUCACUAGCGAUAGUUUUGUGACAGCCUUCCCUCCACCUGUUUGGAGAACGACAUGGAAUACCAGAACGACCAAGAGUACAUGGAGCCGGAGGAGGAGUGGGAGCGCGAGGGUCUCCUGGACCCCGCCUGGGAGAAGCAGCAGAAAAAGACAUUUACUGCCUGGUGCAACUCCCACCUCCGGAAGGCGGGCACCCUCAUCGAGAGCAUCGAGGAAGAAUUCCGCAAUGGCCUCAAACUUAUGUUGCUCCUCGAGGUCAUCUCUGGUGAGACCCUCCCAAAACCCGACCGAGGCAAGAUGAGGUUCCACAAGAUUGCCAAUGUGAACAAGGCUCUUGACUUCAUUGCCAGCAAGGGGGUAAAGCUGGUAUCUAUUGGUGCUGAAGAAAUUGUUGAUGGCAACCUUAAGAUGACGUUAGGUAUGAUUUGGACAAUUAUUCUGAGGUUCGCCAUCCAGGACAUCAGCGUAGAGGAGAUGACUGCAAAGGAAGGUCUCCUGCUGUGGUGCCAGCGCAAGACUGCCCCCUACAAGAAUGUCAACGUGCAGAACUUCCAUACGUCCUUCAAGGAUGGUCUUGCAUUCUGUGCCCUCAUCCACCGUCACAGGCCCGACCUGCUGGACUACUCUCAGCUGUCCAAGGAUGAUCCCCUCCACAACCUUAACCUUGCCUUCGACAUUGCUGAGAAGCAUCUUGACAUCCCUAGGAUGUUGGACCCAGAUGAUCUGGUGAAUACCCCCAAAGCUGAUGAGCGCGCCAUCAUGACCUACGUGUCUUGCUACUACCAUGCCUUCCAGGGGGCCCAGCAGGCUGAGAUGGCAGCCAACCGCAUCUGCAAGGUGCUGAAGGUUAACCAGGAGAACGAGCGCCUCAUGGAGGAAUACGAACGCCUCACCUCCGACCUGCUGGAAUGGAUCCGCCGCACCUUGCCGUGGCUCCAGGCUCGCCAGCAGGACAACACUCUGGCUGAUCUGCAGAAGAAGUUAGAAGAGUACCGUCUAUAUCGUCGCAACCACAAGCCCCCGCGUGUAGAGCAGAAAGCUAGGCUAGAGACCAACUUCAACACGCUCCAGACCAAACUUCGCCUCUCCAACCGUCCUGCAUACCUUCCCUCUGAAGGAAAGAGUGUCACUGAUAUUGCCAAUGCAUGGAAGAAUCUUGAAGGCUGUGAGAAAUCUUUUGAAGAGUGGCUGCUUUCUGAGAUGAUGAGGUUGGAGCGUCUUGAGCACCUUGCCAAGAAAUUCAAGCACAAAGCAGAGAUUCAUGAGUCCUGGACUGCUGGAAAGGAAGAAAUGUUGCAAAGUCAAGAUUUCAGACAUUGCAAGCUUAAUGAACUCAAAGCUCUUAAGAAGAAGCACGAAGCCUUUGAAUCUGAUUUGGCUGCACACCAGGAUCGUGUAGAGCAGAUUGCUGCCAUUGCACAGGAAUUGAAUGCCCUGGACUAUUAUGACUCGGCAACAAUUAAUUCUCGCUGCCAGUCAAUUUGUGACCAAUGGGAUCGUCUUGGCACCCUCACAACCUCUCGCAGGAAUGCUCUAGAAGAGACCGAGAAAUUGUUAGAGAAGAUUGACCAGCUUCACCUUGAAUUUGCCAAGAGGGCAGCACCUUUCAACAACUGGCUGGAUGGAGCAUGUGAAGACCUGGUUGACAUGUUCAUCGUGCACACCAUUGAAGAGAUCCAAGGCUUGAUUGAUGCUCAUAAUCAGUUCAAGGCAACUCUAGGCGAGGCUGAUAAGGAGUAUCAGGCCAUCAUUUCUCUGGUGACAGAAGUUCAGCACAUGGCCCAGCAGUACCAGAUACCAGGUGGUCUUGACAACCCCUACACUACCCUCACUGCACAGGUGAUCUCGAGCAAGUGGGGAGAGGUGAGGAAGUUGGUGCCUCAGCGUGAUGGAACCCUCCAGGCUGAGCUCCAAAAGCAGCAGAACAAUGAGAGUCUACGGCGCCAGUUUGCUGAAAAAGCCAAUGGUGUGGGCCCUUGGAUUGAAAAACAGAUGGAUGCUGUUGCAGCUAUUGGCAUGGGCAUGCACGGUUCUGUUCUUGAGGAUCAGCUAAACCGUCUGAAGGACUAUGAAGCUGCUGUUGUUGGCAAUAAGGCAAUCAUGGACGAGAUGGAGAAGAUCCACCAAGCUGUGCAGGAGUCUAUGAUCUUCGAGAAUAGGUAUACCCAAUACACGAUGGAGACACUGCGUGUUGGGUGGGAACAGUUGCUGACAUCCAUUAACCGCACCAUUAAUGAAGUAGAGAACCAAAUCCUCACCCGUGACUCAAAGGGUAUCAGCCAAGAACAGCUCAACGAGUUCCGUUCGUCCUUCAACCACUUUGAUAAGAACAGGGGUGGCCGAUUGGCUCCAGAUGAAUUCAAAUCUUGCUUGAUAUCUCUGGGAUACUCCAUUGGUAAGGACCGUCAAGGUGAGAUCGACUUCCAGCGCAUCAUUAGCAUUGUCGAUCCUAACAGCACUGGUUUCAUUCAAUUUGAUGCCUUCUUGGACUUCAUGACCCGUGAGAAUGUGGAUUCAGACACAGCUGAACAAGUCAUUGACUCCUUCAGGAUUCUUGCUGGAGACAAGCCAUACAUCCUGCCAGAAGAGCUGCAGCGUGAACUUCCCCCUGACCAGGCCGAGUACUGUAUCCAGCGCAUGCAGCCUUUCACUGGUUCUGGUGCUCCUCCUGAGGCUCUUGACUACAUGUCCUUCUCCACUUCCCUUUAUGGUGAAUCUGACCUGUAAAUCCUGCUCAUUUAAUCUCGGGAAAGGGGGAGGGGUGAAACCUCGCACACUAUCAACGUAAAGAGGGUAAACCACCUAUCAUCAGGCCCUCGGUUCAGCUUAUCAGUGACAGAGUGAAGUCACAGCAAGGUACAGUGUUUCAUGUGAACCAUCAUUUUCAUUUCCAAGUUAACUAUUUUGAAAAGUGGACCCAAGAUGAGAGUGUCUAGUGAUAUGACUUACGAACUACAUAGAUCAUACUAUGUAUCCUGGCGAUACGUAAAGCAAAUUUAAUUUUUUCUUUAAAUGGAGACCAUUAUUAAACCCUAGUCCUGCCAGUAUUGAUACUGUUAAGGACUUUGCUCUGCACAAAUGUUUGAAUCUAGGGGCAGUGACUGGUACUCGUAUGAUCUCAACAGUUCCUAUGGAAGUGUUGUCUGUUUUGAAUGCUAGUCACAGCUUCUGGACAGCGUGGUUUACGUGGCAGGUUAGACAAAAUAUCUGCAGGUGCUAUAGAGGAGGAGCAGGUCAAAGGCCAGAAAGCAAAACAAGUUUGAUUCAGUGCAAGCUUGUUGACAAUAUCUGCUAGAGUCUUAAUUACUCUUCAUAAGGCUCGGAUCUAUUAAUAGCUCGCAAAAAAAAAAAAAACUGGUACUUUGCCUGUAACUUAACAUUUGUGAACUAUAAGAAACCCUAUGGUAUUAAAUUUUCCCCAAACACUGCCGCCGAUAGUGCCUCCUCUUCAGUUUGUUGUUCUUCCAGUGAUCUGUCUCACCCUGUGGACCUGUAUUUCAGAAUGUCUAGGUAGAUCUGCUUAGACAUAGGAAGUAGAUAUGGUGACUAGCCAGUCAAAAUGUGAUGGCCCAUCAGUAUCGAAGUGAUAUAAUACUGUACAGUAUAUUAAAAGCUGAUCUGACCUAAUAUUCUAGAAUCCGGGUCUCCAUGUCUCAUAGUGUAAUUAUGGAAUCUAGUCCUAACUGCUGUAGCCGAGCCAACUUUCUUAAAGCCAGAAAGCUGCUGCUUCAUAAGCAGAGUUUUUGUUGUAAAUAUAUUCUCAAUAUUUUAUUACAAAAAUACUGCUUUUUCUAUGCUAAUGUAAAUUAAAACUACUGAUCUUCCUUGAAUGGUUUGUGAUGUGUAUAAUGCCUUUUGUGUGCUCCAACAUUUGGUUCUGUAAAAAACAUCCUGUAAUAUUUAAAUUCAUAUUAAAGUUUAUUUAAAAAGUGGGUGAAGGUGAUUACCUGCUUUAAAUUCAUUGGUUGAAGGGCAUUGCUAAUCUGCAAAGGCCCAUUUUUCACACCAGUGCUCCUCUCAGUGUAUGACUACAAAAAUUUGUAUGUGCUUUGUUUAUAUGAGAAUUGCAAUUGUGUUUGUUGUAAGUAGAUAGCAUUUGUCAAAGUUUUGAUCUUAUCUGUAAUUAUCCUAGGGCAACAUUAUUUAUUGUUACAGGCAAUAAUAAUCACAGUGAUAACUAGGAACCACUGUGACAUGAUCUUACACGUACUUUAAAUACAUUAUUUUAUAAAUAUACGUCUGCUCACAUGGUUUCUUAGUUGUUUCAGUGUUUACCAACUACAGUGUAUUACACGUUUUGUGUAAAAUCUACAAUAAUAAAAAGCUAAAGAAA